AUGCACACGAAUUGUUUGGCUCUUUUUGUCAUUCUGGUUACGGUUACCUGUCAACCUCCAGGAAACAUAUUUCAUCUCGGAUUCCUUCACUGCGAUGUACUUCAAAAAAAUGUGGAAGGCAGCACUGCUUACGUCAAUUACCGUACCUCUGCUAGUGCGGCAAGUAUUGCAAUUGACCGGAUAAAAAGAGAGGGAAUCUUGGCUGGUUACGAUUUUAAAAUUACUAUUUUAUAUGACCAAUGUGAUGAGAACCUUGCUGCUGGAAAUGCAAUUAAACUGUUCUCAGAUUACAAUGUGGAUGUGAUAAUUGGUCCGACUACUAACAUUGCCGCCAUCCCGGUCUUCACCCUCGCCACGUUUUACAACGUUCCUGUUGUCGCUUGGGGAAUGGCGUCAUCAGCAGCUCUGGAUGAUUACUCAAGAUACCCCACUGCUGGAAUUAUAUCGAUUGGAUCACGAAGUCUUGCUGUGACUUUUCGACAAGUCAUGAAGGAAUACGGAUGGGAUCAAUUCGUUUACGCGUACUCGCUGGAGGGAGAUGAUGAGAAGUGCGAAACGAUGAGAGAUGAUUUUCAGAAUAUGGUUGCCUAUUAUGGAGAUAUUGUGUUGUCGUAUACGGUACAGAUUAUGGAUCACAGUGAGGAAGGUAUGUUGGCAGUGUUGAAGGAUGUGUCGACUAGGGGAAGGAUUAUUGUGCCGUGUUUUCACGAGGGAAAUACCAGAGGACUUCAUAGAAGAUGGAUGUUAGUAGCGGCAAGAAAUGGAUUUGUGACCGAUGAAUAUGUUUAUAUUAUUCCAUCAUUGCGGUCAAAGGGAUACGCUGUCCUACAAACCGAUGGAUCUUACCGUUACCCAUGGGUUGAAGCCACAGGACCCCAACCAAGUGACCAAGAAGCAAUUCCAGGGUUUCAACGAUCUAUAUUUAUUGUUGAUAUGCAAGGCCAGGGAAAUGUUGCCUCAAAUUACUCAUUAUUCGAGGAUGAAGUGAUUCAACGAAUGAAACAAUACCCCUAUAAUUGUACAGAUGCGUGCGCAGCAAAAGAGUAUCAAACGGCAGCAACAUAUGCCGGUCAACUACAUGAUGCAGUGUAUUUGUAUGGGCUAGCAAUGGCGAAACAGCUGAAAACUGUACCGAGUCAAUACAAAAAUGGAACGAUGUUUCCUUCGUUUUUGACGGGGUCUUUUACAGGAGUCGGUGGCCCAAUUGUAAUCGACAAUAGUGGUGGCCGCAGUCCAACUCUCUAUGUCCUCACCCUCGAUUCCAACAACAAUUCCUCAAUGAUAAUGACAGUAGAUGUUGAUGAGCAAGAAGCCGUCGUCCAUAAACUCUACACAAAUGAAGCCACUGCAGUCUGGUCUCAUCGAAAAGGAAUUCGACCUCUAGAUGAACCAGUUUGUGGGUACACCGGCUCAAAGUGUCCUCCGAACGUGUUCCUUCAGUAUUUGGGAUGGUUCAUUGCAGCUAUAAUUAUCAUAGUCUUGACUAUUUUCGGAGCAGUUCUAGCAUUUGUUUUCUUGUUUCACUCGAAACGCCAAGAAGUGGAACGUCAAAAUGCUCUCUGGCAAAUCCCAUUCAAAACUAUGAUGACUGUGGCAAAGAAAGGAAAAGGAGAGCACAGUAUGAGGAGUAUUAGUAGUGUCCCUAGUACAAUAUCAUCCACGAGAUCGUCUACGCUUUCGGAAGUUGGAGAGACAAGGAAUUACUUGUUUUUUCAAAUUCAAAAUGACGUGGAAAUGGAGAAAAUUGCUGCGAGAAAGUAUACCAUUCGCACGUUGUUCGAUAAUAAAACAUGUGCAAUUAUGAGACAGAUGCGCCUCAUAGACCACGCUAAUCUCAAUAAGUUCAUCGGAAUGUCUCUCGACGCCCCUCAACUCCUAUCUGUUUGGAGAUUCUGCUCCAGAGGCUCCCUUGCUGACGUCAUCCGAAAAGCUAGUCUUCAAAUGGAUGGAUUUUUCAUUUACUCUUUAAUGAAAGAUAUAGUUAAUGGAUUAACAUGGAUCCAUGAGUCAUCUCAUGAAUUUCAUGGGAUGCUCACCUCAAAAAAUUGUCUACUGAAUGACAGAUGGCAGUUGAAGAUUUCAGAUUUCGGCUUGAGGAAUUUCAGAACUCACGAUCAAUACACCAAGAUGGACCGCCUAUGGACUGCUCCAGAGUUGCUCCGUAAUGAUGAUAUACUAGGGAGUCGUGAGGGCGACAUCUAUAGUUUUGGCAUCAUCAGCGCUGAGUUGAUCACUAGAAGUUCAGUUUUUGACUUGGAAAACCGGAAAGAAGACGCCGAGGAAAUAGUGUAUAUGCUGAAGAAAGGAGGGUUACAGUCACCGAGACCGACGCUGGAUCACGAUGAAUCACUGGAGAUCAACCCAGCGUUGCUCCAUUUGGUGAGAGAUUGCUGGACGGAACGGCCAUCAGAGCGUCCUGAUGUCAAGCAAGUAUCUUCCCAACUUCGAAGUAUGAACACAAAUCGAAAUGAUAAUCUGAUGGAUCACGUGUUCAAUGUACUUGAAUCAUAUGCAUCCACUCUGGAGGAUGAAGUUGCGGAGAGAAUGAAAGAGUUGGUUGAAGAGAAGAAGAAAAGUGAUGUUCUUCUGUAUCGAAUGCUUCCGAAACAAGUAGCUGAUAAGCUGAAGCUUGGGCAGACAGUUGAACCUGAAACAUUCGAUGUCGUCACUCUUUUCUUCUCUGAUGUCGUUAGUUUCACUACUCUCGCUGGAAAAUGUACUCCGUUACAAGUGGUGAAUCUUCUCAACGGGUUGUACACAAUAUUCGAUGGAAUUAUCGAGCAACACGAUGUUUAUAAAGUGGAAACAAUUGGUGACGGCUACUUUGUCGCUUCUGGAGUCCCGAGACGGAAUGGAAACGAGCAUACGAGGAAUAUUGCGAGCAUGGCGUUAUGUUUUGUCAAGUCUUUGGCUGACUUUAGUAUUCCUCAUUUGCCGGGAGAGAAGAUUAAUAUUCGAGUUGGAUUUCAUUGUGGCUCGGUGGUCGCUGGUGUCGUUGGCCUAACAAUGCCCAGAUAUUGCCUAUUUGGAGAUGCAGUCAACACGGCAAGUCGAAUGGAAAGUAAUUCAAAACCUGGCCAUGUCCACAUCUCAGAAGAAGCCAACCAUAUGUUGAUGAAUCUGGGUGGAUUCACGACGGAGUCACGUGGAGAAGUCAUCAUAAAGGGAAAAGGAGUCAUGGCGACGUAUUGGCUGGUUAGAAUGGACGAGUCAGCGGCGCCGAAGAAUUUGAAGAAAUAA
Molecule: messenger RNA, 3240 nt
Organism: Caenorhabditis remanei
Lineage: Eukaryota; Metazoa; Nematoda; Chromadorea; Rhabditida; Rhabditidae
Exons: 15
Coding region: 1-3240 (1079 amino acids)
Biological process (GO): protein phosphorylation; cGMP biosynthetic process; receptor guanylyl cyclase signaling pathway
Molecular function (GO): guanylate cyclase activity; ATP binding; protein kinase activity
Source: RefSeq, a predicted model, not a curated record